AUGAUCACUUUUGCUCCAGGCACGAGUCAGGCACUCAAGUCGAAUGAGAAAAGUCAAAGGAGUAGUUCCCUUGACGUGGAGACUUCUCCAUCUGCACAGACCAAAGCGGAGACGGCUAGUGAAAAUAAGACAAAUCUCAUUGUUAAUUAUCUACCUCAAAGUAUGACACAGGAGGAGAUUAGAGCCCUCUUCAAUACCAUAGGGAAAGUAUCAAGCUGCAAACUGAUCCGCGACAAGAGUACCGGCCAGAGUUUGGGCUACGGAUUCGUCAACUAUGCGUACGCCUCGGAUGCGGAAAAGGCCAUUAAACACUUCAAUGGAAUGCAACUGAAGAACAAGAAGAUUAAGGUGUCUAUCGCUCGCCCCAGUAGUGAGUCAAUAAAAGGUGCCAAUCUCUACAUCUGUGGUCUGCCGAAGAACGUUUCGCAGGAGGAUUUGGAGAAAAUAUUUUCCCGUUGUGGGAAAAUUAUCACUUCACGUCUACUGGUGGACCCCACCACUGGCUCGUCGAAGGGAGUAGGCUUCAUUCGAUUUGACCAACGUUCCGAGGCUGAGGCUGCAAUUCAGGAGUUGAACGGCUACCGAAUUCCAGGCAGUAGUGAGCCGAUUACAGUCAAAUUCGCUAGCUGUCCCAGUUCCACACGCCUGCUGGCCAGCCUCCUGCCACCGGCCACUGCAUUGGCCCAGCUCGAUGCUGCCGGUUUAGCGGCAGCAACCGUGGCCGCCACAGCCUCUUUGCUUGCUGUUCCAACGCCGCAAGUAGCAAAUGUGGGUGGUACUCAGUUCUCCGAGUUCUCCAAUCGACAUUUGAUGGCUGCAUUAGUGGCUGCUGCGAAUUUUCGACGCCAGCAGCAGGAGCAGCAGGUGGCGUGGCUACAGAAUGCGGAUUUGAGCUACCACCCCGCAGCGAAUCCUCCCUCGGUGCUGCCUUUGCAACGGGUUAGCUGGAAGAAUUCUGGCUUUGCUGGUGGUCCCGUGCAGUCCGCAACUGCUUCUUCGUUGAAAAUGAGAUACAAUCCACUGGGCGAGUGCAGUUCGAAAGGUGGCAUUAAGCCUCUGACGACGUCGCCUUUGUCCCAGCUUCCCGACUCCCCGCACCAAUCAGCAGCCACUCUUCAACUUCUAGAUCAGGCUAGGUUGAAUGCCCUUCUGGCCUCGGCAGCAGUAUCAGGGACUGCCUUACCAAACGGUCUAGGCAACAGCCUGCCAACGGUAACGGGAGUUGCGAACGUCUUCCCUCAGCAGCCCACAACCACUCCAGAAGUGUUGCACGCGCCCGUCUUUGCACAGCCGAAUGAGGCCGCCCUAAAACAGGUCAUGUCACUUCAAUUCACAUCUGAGGUUGCCCAAAUGCCUCCGCUGGGGCUACCGGGAAUCGGGGUCUCACCCGAGGUUUUUUCUCCCUUACCAAACAAUGCUGCCGCGUCGCAGUUCUUCCAAGUCGCCCCGUAA
Molecule: messenger RNA, 1452 nt
Organism: Echinococcus granulosus
Lineage: Eukaryota; Metazoa; Platyhelminthes; Cestoda; Cyclophyllidea; Taeniidae
Product: ELAV-like protein
Exons: 7
Coding region: 1-1452 (483 amino acids)
Cellular component (GO): ribonucleoprotein complex
Molecular function (GO): RNA binding
Source: RefSeq, a predicted model, not a curated record